Molecule: messenger RNA, 899 nt
Organism: Halichondria panicea
Lineage: Eukaryota; Metazoa; Porifera; Demospongiae; Suberitida; Halichondriidae
Exons: 2
Coding region: 26-742 (238 amino acids)
Source: RefSeq, a predicted model, not a curated record
UUACCACAUAAUAAUUAUUGUCAAGAUGUCUGAAAAGACUACUCUUGUGAACUGUAAUGUUCAGCUUGUUAAGUGUAUUUCACGGGCCCCUAAAGACAUUGCUGAUCGACUAAAGGCAUUUCUGUCUCCUGAAGACGAGAGAUUUAUCGCCCAUCAAAUGCACGAUGAUGCUGAAAAAGCUAGGAGAAUAAUAGCAGCUGUGAACACUAGGCUUGACUUUGGCAACCAAGAAAAGAAAACCCGUGUAUUUCUAGAGUUUGUGGAAGCGUUACAUUCAACUGGACUGUGGACGAAGGACUUGGUGGAAGCUCUAGAAGACGAGUACAAGAGUCUGACUGGGACGGCCUUAAACAAAGGAAAUGGUGAUAGAGCUGAAGCAAAACCUCGAUCAGCUGUACAAGCACUCACGAUUGAAGCACUCAUUCAAGGCACUGAAGGACUCACUGAAACUAAACUCAAGAAAUGUAUUGAAGACAGACACUUACAGUCUCUAGCAGGAUAUUUCGAUCGUAUUGAUGGCUACCUUGAUAAAUUCGAACUGAAACCAGGCAAGCAAACAGACAUCAAAGAUCUGUAUCAUCUUAGAGGCACACAGACGGCAAUGGUGGAAGCUUUGAAACAAUGGCGAAAUCCUAAUCCCUUUGCUGCAACCUAUCGUGCCCUGUUGGAGAUCAUGCUGGAUAUGGAUAAAGGAUACAUAGCUACUGGGAUGGCAAAGCACAUCGCCGAGAAAGUGAUGUAGUACUGAUGCAGUUCAGGUGUAUGUCGAUCAUGACUCUUUUAUAUAUAUGGUAGGUUUUUAGUGAAAUGACAGAAUUAGGUUUGUGCUAGUUUUUUUGCCUUUCACAUUCAUUCUGUGUAAUCAAUUAUACCAUUAUUAUACUAUGUUUGGCUACCUA